This is a messenger RNA of Rhizoctonia solani, 480 nucleotides long. RefSeq lists its product as uncharacterized. The coding region runs from base 1 to 480 and encodes 159 amino acids. The transcript has 3 exons. The record is from RefSeq and is a predicted model, not a curated record. NCBI's taxonomy places the organism in Eukaryota, Fungi, Basidiomycota, Agaricomycetes, Cantharellales, Ceratobasidiaceae.
AUGCACCAUGACGUGGGCAUCAAGAUCAUUGUCACUGGAAACAUGGAAGAGCGUCGUUCCGGCAACAAACAAUCCUCCCCUGAAGAACGUGGAAAUCCCUUUGGUCGACUACUUCAGCUUACACGUCUAGCAGUUGACCCGAAUAUUCAUUACGGCGCCGGUUUUAAAAAGCACCCCGAGGCCUACCAGAUUCGCGGGUUCUGUAGCGAAGCUAGCGAGAGCGAAGGUAGGGCCAACGGUCGACCCAGUCGUUCAUCUACCGACCACCACCUAAUAAUAAGUGCUAAUGGACGCGGGCGGAAAUCCACUCCAGCCUCUUCCACCCCCAAUCCCCCCGCCGCCGCCUGUGCCAAUGAUGAUACCGGCAGCUCCCAGCCAGCUGACCCGGUACCACUGUUACAAUCAUUAUGGGGGAUACAUGGUAUCCAUUCGCCCCGGCUCAUUGAGACCAAACAUGUCAACGCGUAUAACUGGAUCUAG